UGUAUCUGGAUCGACCGGUAAAACAACAAAAGUUUCAAGUGUAAGCACAACAUCAACUAUUUCGUCGACAAAAACAGUAACGGUUUCAAAAAAGAAACAGCUACAGGAAGUGUGUUAAGAAUUAACUUGGAAACAUAUUGACGUUACGGACAAUUUGGUUUGCAACCAUUUACAAAUAAUAUAUAUUGAUUGAAAUUGAUUAAAAGCAAUUCAAUUACGCGACCCAAUCAACAAAAAGUACACGUUUUUUUUUCUCAAAAAUGAACGGGCAAACGUAUCCAUCGUCUGGGGAUGGUGAUGUCAUUCCAACAACCGAUGACAAAAACCUUAAGUCCCAUGAGUAUGGCGAAAAGAAAAGAAUGUCCUUAAAAUUGCCAUUGUUGAAUGUGGUCGUUACAAAUGCGGUCGCCGAUGACCAUAAUACCGAAAUACAAGACGAAGUGCAAGACGAAAAAUGUGAAAAUGAUUCGGAAAAAAUGGAUUUGAAUGGUGAAUCGAGUAAAAAGAAAAAAAUCUAUGAAUCCGAUGAUACAUUCAUUCAAGCAAUAUUCUCGCAAACCAUAAAAUCGACAACUGCAACGCCAACGGACGAUGAGCCCAGUCAAGAUUUUGAUACAUACAAACAAUCAUCAAAAUCGGGUGAAGACGAUAUUGAAGGAGUUGCUACUACCUCUGAGUUAGCCAUUACACCAGCGGACGAUAGGUCCGAGCCUACUAACGAUGAACCAGCCGCAAAAUAUACUUAUUUUCAUCAAACAAUCGAAGAAGAUGAUUCCCCCGUCAUAGAAUCUAAUAUAGAAUCCGAUGUAGAUAUAAAUGUUACUAACGAUUCCGUGACCUGUAACCCAAUUAGCCCACAAACUACCACAAUUUAUACACAUAACGAUAAAACUGAAAUCAAUAUUUGCACGGAAACAAAAGAGGACGAUGAAUUCAGCGAGAAAGAUGCAUCGAUCGAUAAUAGCUUAAAUAACACAUCAACAGCUUAUGCAUCAAAUGAAGCAAUUACCGAAUCCGAACACAGUCUAACCCAACUAAACAGUUUUGAAUCGGAUCAAAGCGAAUCUCAAAAAGGCGAUGAACAAGUUGUUGUUACGAGCGAAAAAACAACCAUAGAGAAGUCCAGCAACAAAAAGAAAUCGUCAGAAAAUGGAACAGAAAAAAAGAAGAAAAGUAAAAAAUCGAAAAAGUCAGUCGACGAAAAGGAAAACAUAUCCGUCAGAUCAAGCUUUAGUAAAUUUGAUGCAUUGCAAAAGCAAAACUUGAAAAAUGUACGCAAUGAUGAAGGUGUCAAAUUGAAUGGCUCGACCGAAGGUGAUAAAACAUGCCGAUCGUGCGGUAAAAUUGUGUAUAAAAUGGAAGAGAUAAAAGCGGAAAAGAGUGUCUGGCACAAAAAUUGUUUCCGAUGCAGUCAAUGCAGCAAACCUUUAAAUGUCGACACAUUUGAAAGCCACGAAAGUGUAUUGUAUUGCAAGCUCCAUUUCAAAUCGCUCUUCAGUCCAAAAGCUGUCGAAGAUACUGAACCAGAGGCACCCCGCAAACCUGAAUUGAUUAUUCGUGAAAGUCAACCGAUCGAACUUCCACCGGAUGUGGUUCGUUCAUCCGAUAAAAGCGAUUUGGGAUUGAGUGAAUUGCAUCAGCUGAAUGUUAAGGAGCGUUAUAACAUAUUUGAAAAUGCUAAGAAGGAAGAGUCUCAUCAAUUAUUGGAACGUGAAGAGCGUGUACUUAAGCGUGGCACAACUGUUCUAUCAAAAUUGGCCAAAUUCAAAGCCAAAGGAAUGGACGUUGGAGAUGCUGAAGCAAACUUAGCUACUGCUGACGAAUCGGGCGGCGAUGAAGACGAAUAUGAUGAAGAUGUUGAAGACAUUGAUUUGCUUCGCGCCAAGGAAGCACAAAUUGAACGACCUCUUUGCUCAGUAAAUAUGGAUGAUAUCAAGAGUAAAUUUGAAUCGGGUCAUUCACAAUCGAGAGAAGAACGACGCGAAGAGCGCAAACAAGAGAUACAAAGCAUUCGAUCGCGAUUAUUUAUGGGGAAACAAGCCAAAAUAAAAGAGAUGUACCAACAAGCAGUAGCUGACAGUGAACAAUGUGUACGUGCCAGCAAUAAAAAACCAGAUGUUGACAUUGGUGAUAAAGCACGUUCGAUCAAAAGCAAAUUCGAAAAUGGAGAGGUGUUUAAAGAUGAACAGAACCAUUCGCAUCAGAUUGAUGAUAGCGCUGUAUUUGAACAUGGUCUUGGCAAGCAAUCCCGUUCGAUUUUCAUGGAAAUCGAUGCGAAGGCGACAUCAUCACCGCAACACACACCGUCAUCACCGGGGGCAGCAUCAUCCAAGCGUAUAAAUCCCGUUUGGCCACCGGAACAAAAAGAAAAUACAAAUGGCGCUGACAUUGUAAAAUAUGAUGAAAAAGUUGACGAAGUAAAAAUUAAAACGGCCGACAUAUCGAGCAAAUUUAAAUUUUUCGAAACUUAUAAGCCGGAAAGUAAAGAGAAAAAACCAUUUAGAAUCACACCACCAAGAGACGGCGUCGUGCCACAAAACAAUGAAACAGAACAAGAACAACAACAAUAUGAAGGAGAAGAAGAAGAAGAAGAAAAAGAAGCAGGAGAUAUUCCGCCAAACGGCAUCGCAUACAUUGAUGCAUCGCGUAAAGCAGCACAAAGAAGUUCGACUACCACAAAAAUGCUGUCCAUGUUUCGCCAAAUGGAGGAUGAUGUGCGCAGCAAUCGCAAUCAACCAUCCGGUUUGAAACCAUUGAAAAGCUUCACACCCCCGCCAGAUGAUGGACGCCGUUUGGUUGAUCGGAAUAGUCAGUCUGGCAGUGAAUAUACCGAUUCGGAGGACGAAAGCGAAGAAGAUUCAGACAAUGAAGAAAACAAACGUCCAAUGGAUGAGGCGUUACAACAAGCACAGGCAGCUGCACGAGCCAAACAGCUACGUGCCAAAUUUGAAAAGUGGGAACAAAAAGAAAUUAAACGCGAACAAGAGCGACAAUAUGAUGGUGAAGAUCAAUCGCAGAUCGAUACCAGAUGCAUUCGAGCCAAAUUCGAAUCGUUGCGAAAUGCACCGUCUUCGCCCAGUCGUGAAAAGAUACAGGUCAACAGAUUUGUGUAAUCUAUCACUUUGGAUGUCAUAUGCAGUGUACACUUCAAUUUUCGUUGUUGUCUAUAUAAAAGAGUGUUGAAACUGAAUGAAAAUGAAAAAAAAAACAUAUUAUACAUUAUACGGA
Messenger RNA from Contarinia nasturtii (swede midge), 3228 nucleotides. Its product is annotated as DNA ligase 1. Gene Ontology annotation, molecular function: actin filament binding. The transcript is spliced from 13 exons. Lineage: Eukaryota; Metazoa; Arthropoda; Insecta; Diptera; Cecidomyiidae. Bases 261 to 3113 code for a protein of 950 amino acids. Gene Ontology annotation, cellular component: actin cytoskeleton; plasma membrane. Gene Ontology annotation, biological process: actin filament bundle assembly. The record is from RefSeq and is a predicted model, not a curated record.